Molecule: messenger RNA, 5191 nt
Organism: Electrophorus electricus (electric eel)
Lineage: Eukaryota; Metazoa; Chordata; Actinopteri; Gymnotiformes; Gymnotidae
Source: RefSeq, a predicted model, not a curated record
UAAGGUUGACAAAUCGCAUGAAAACGCUACAGGCCCGUGUCGCAUCAUGGCACACACAAGCUGCUCUGAUUUGGGAAGCUCGUCCGAAUACACGGCCUUUCUCACGCACAGCUAGAUCUGGCAGCUGAGUCGCCUUAUCCCUCCGGCAGAUGGUCGCACGGUGAUGUCGGAAGCUGUCAGCUGCUAAAUGUGUUUAACGCGAAGAGGAUUUCCAUCUGAAAUCGUGCGAAAGCUUAUGUUCGGGGCAUUCUGCCUGCAACCAACAGUAGUAUAUUCAAAUAAUCAGAUUUUUUUUUUCAUAAGCCACUGCAUUAUUAGUUGUGUACAUGUGGGGCACUCAGCUUAUUAUUAACUAGACAGCUAUAAUUCAUGCUUACGUUUCACUUUUUAUGGAAAGUACAUUUCAAGGUUGCUGUUCAGACGUGUGAAUGGUGAAGAUCAACCAGCACAGAAAUGGUACAUUGGUUUUUAAAUGUGGUCAUUCUUGGGUGGAUCUUGAGUUGGCCCUAGGUUUCAAUUAUGUUUCUGAAUGGCUCUCAGUAGAUUUUGUACCUCUGAAGGUAUGGUCUCUAAGAAUUUGGACGAUUACAAAACUACCGUAAAGAAGAAGACUGCAUUAGCAUAAUCUCAUAGCAUUUACCACAAGGUUUAAACCACUGGCAAGACUCAGAAAAUGGCCAGGUUACAGGUAAAACAUUAAUCAAAAAGUUCAAUUCUGUAGAGUCUGUACCAUUCAGUUCUAUACAGUCCUGUGGACAGUUGUGCUGAAGAUUAACCUGUUCCACGAUUACAGAAAGGGGCAAAAGUUUCAGAAGAAGGAACUCAUGAUCCUCAUCUGUGAAGCAUGCAGGGUGUGAUCCUCAUGAUGUUCACAGUGUUACGGUUAGUGUUACAGUUUUGGCAUGUUUGGCAGUCACUGGAACUAUAUCAUUUUGAUAAUCUGACUGUUGAUUGGAGCAGUAUCAUGUUGCUGUAAACUUAAAAUUUUAUUUGGACUGCUCUGAUCCAAUCACAUUAUUUCAGAUGGUUUGCCUUGAAGCAGAAUAUUGGCCUUAAACACAAUACUGUUAAGUCAAAAAUUUUUAUUAACUGGUGAAAACAACUAGCUUCUUGGCCUGAAUUUAAGUGAGCAUGCAUUUCACAAUCUGAAGAAAUAACUGUAGGCAAAACUCCCCAAAUAAUCAGGAACUAAAAAUAGCCAAACAGAUGCGAUGUCUUUAGAUUGUACCAUUCAGGCAGUUUUGCUUAAUUAUUUAUGGCAAUUACUUGGUUAGGAUUACUAUGUGGUUCAACCAAUAUGAACUUAGCUACAUAGCCUUGAACCCCAUAGUCAUCGAUUAAUGUAAGGUCCAGGGUGCUAGAGGACAGAGCCAAAUGGACAAACACUGUCCAGAAACAGCUGCACUGUAUGUCUGUUUAAAUGCAUGUACUCCAGGGGUGGGCAGGGUUGACAUGAAGCCUUAGUUAAGAUCAGCUCAGAGUCACAGCAGCAAAAACAAAUUAGCAAGAUUUUAUACUUAUGCAUUUAAUAAAAAUAACUGGCAUGACAAGACAGCAUAACCCACAUAGUUGUAAGAACGGGUGAUUCCCAGCUAUGGUCUUUAGUAGCAUGGCUGUCAAAUGUUGACUCACUAUUGAUUAUUUUGGGUCUUCUUGAACAGAAAUAAAGAAACAAUUUAGUUUUCUUGAACAGAAGUAAAGAAACAUAAUUUCAUAUCCUGUAUAAUGGUUGGUGAAUACUGAAUGAUUUAGUUUUCUGGAGAAAUGGCCAGUUAUGAGCCGUGUGUGUCUGUGUGUGUCUGUGUGUGUGUGUGUGUGUGUGUGUGUGUACAUUUUGCUGGCCUUCUCUGUUUUUGGGCGGCUUCAUCCUCAAACACACCAUUUCUAAAAGCUGUAGCCAUGGCAAAGAAGGCUUUGACAGCUGUGCGAAAGGCAUCUAUUAUAAGCAGCCUGGCACAACAGAGCUAAAAAAAAAUUUUAAAAAAAAAAGUAAAUAAAUAAAUAAAUAAUAGUUGUUGUUUGUUCACUGAAAUGAACCCUACACUCACCUUACAUGUUAUAUGUUGCAUAAUAAUAAGUGAAUUUCCAGGUUUCAAAAUGAAUAAUGACUAUUUAUAUAGCCUAUUGUAACUGCUGUGUAGUCAGGCUUGUGCAAGUGUGUAUGGGUAGUUAGGAUAGAUAUUUUACAUUUGUGAUAUUAGAUUGAUAAGCAUAGUAUAUAGUAUGUUAUAGUGUAUCAUACUAUGGUUCAAAGGAAAUGCUAUCCUUUGAAGGGGUUAGGUCAGUGGAAAGUGCACCAAAAUUUUGUCCUGCUGUUCAAUUAAUGCAUACUCCAUACUUAACCUGGAAUUAUUACCUACCACAUCCAUGAUCAGUCAUUUGCAAGUGUAAAAGCUUUUAUGAUCUACUUUUUUAAUAAAUAAGAUUUGUACUGUAUUCAUCUGGAGCAUUUUUGCUGGCUGUAUUAAGAACUGUCAAGCUGAAGUAGUUUGCCAUAUGUGCAAAACAAUGAGACACAUGGCACUGAAGCAGAGUACACUUCCUAAACCUGCAUCCUGUGUUUGGAUGAAGAAAAGGCAGUGGAAGAGAGAGAGAAAGAGAGAGAGAGAGAGAGAGAGAGAGAGAGAGGAGGAGAAGAACGAUAAAGCGGGAAAGAGGUGGUGGGUUGGGUCUAUGCCUCCCUCAUAUUUGUCCGAGGGGAAACAUGGGAAAGGAGAAAGUUUACAGGUGCUUCCAGAACUCCUGACAAUGUAUUUUACUGGAUUGUUUUGUGGUUAAAUUGGACACGAGAAAGAAUUGGAAUCGACGAGAGGGGAAGGAGCUGGGCUGGAGUGUCUCCCUGCCUCCAGCCUCUGCCUGCCUGCGUCUAUGCUGCUGUAGGGGAACAUGCAUUGAGAUACACAGGAAACACCCAUGAAAAACUUAGAGAUAUUUGGCAGCCAUGCUGAAAGAGGAAAUGCUUGUUCUAUUAAUCACUACCAAUAUUCCCCUUUCUCCAGCAAAUCACACUGACAUGUGACUGAAACAGUUGUUUCAUCUGUCCCUAAUAAAUAUGUGUAGGGCUGCACAUUUUAGAGCUGUGUUGAUUUUGGAAAAUGACUUUCCUUUGUUCUUUCAGGUGUUCUGGACCUCCACAUCUGUUGCAUCUAGAAUACAAAGCACUGGCUAAAUAAUCUGAAGGAAUUAAGUGCCUUUUGCUCACCUAUAUAUUUACAAACAACAUCUGAAUCUCUAAGUUUCCUUAACUCUGAACUCUUUGAAUUUUUUGAAAAAUACAUACAAGGAUGAAGCCAGAUGGCUAUAUGUUUCCAAUGAGAGGCUAACCCUGAAUUUUGGGGUAGAACGUAAUCUCUUGAGCCAAGAUGGCCAACUCCUCUUUUCUUGUGACCGAGGGAGUGAAGCCCACCCUAGCAACACCAGACAUCUGCAUUCUGGAGGUCAGGACGAAGCAUGAAGUCAUCCCUUCAGUAGCCUACUCCCUGUGCUUCAUGCUAGGAGUUGUGUACUGCUUCUUUGGCUACCGGUGUUUUAAGAUGGUGAUGUUCCUGUCGGGACUGACGUUUGGCACAGGCGUUGGGUACCUGUUGUGCCUUCGGGAGCAGCUGCUGGACUCUCCACUGAAUGCAGAGACGCGGGCGGGCGUGUCCCUCGGCAUCGGCUUGCUGUCCGGCCUAGUGACCACACUGGUGCGCUGUAUGGGCCUCUUCCUCACAGGCUUCCACCUGGGUCUGCUGCUCUCGGUUGCUGCCCUGGUGGUGGCGGGGCAGUUCCAUGCUGCCUUCAUGCCCAUGUGGGUUGCAGUGGGCACGGUCCUGGGCACGAGCAUGUUCUUCGCUGUGCUGACACUCUGCUGGCAGAGGCCCAUGACAAUAGUCGCCACGACAAUACUGGGCGCCGCCGUCAUGACGGCAUGUGUGGACUACUGCGUGGAGACACCAGUGCUAGCAUGGCGGGCCCAUGCAGGGCUGCAGGGGAGCCACCAGGGGGCGAUGUGCUGGUUCAGCUGGGCAGUGGUGGGCUUGUGGCCCCUACUAUCCACUCUGGGAAUGUUGGUGCAGAGAAAACUCACGGCCAGAGGACUAUCUCACUCGGAGGUGAUCGUGAGUAAUAUUCAGAAGCGGCUCCAUCAGAAAGAGGUGUGCACGCGCCCAGAGGGGAUGUCCCACCGCAGGCCGCCGCUUCUCAAGCGCUACGCAGGAGACGUGCUCGCUCCAAGCUACCUGGCGCGCCUGCGGGAGCGCCAGAUGAGCACCGGGUCGUCUACGAGCAGCUUGAGUACUGUGUACCACACUAUGAUUGACUUCGACUUUGAGACAGGGUCCAUGGUGCCUCUCACAGCCUCACCGUCUGCAGUACGCAGGAUGUAACCACACGGGCGUGCAACCGCACAGGCCUCGGGCUCAGAGGCCUUUCUUUUUAAUGUACUGGAUUCUUUUUAUGUAAUGCAUUCUUGAGAAAAGACACAGGGUAUUCACUGGCAACCAGAAAAAAAGGAAAACGGGUAUAUUGAGCCCAUGAUGUUUUAUCAGCGCUAACACUGAAUACUGGAUCUCCACCUGGAUCACAAAUGUUCCCUUUAACCUUCAAUACUAGCCAUCACUUCAGACCUUCUUUUAGUAGUGUGCUGUAGAGUACUACCUUGUAUUCACAUUCAAAAGUAGAUAAGCUGGAAACUGUUUAUCCUCAAAUACUUUGUUUCAAUCCAGGACACAUUAUAUCUCUGACCUCAUGUGGAGAGGUCACAUAGCCAGUGGUAUUUGGGGGUACUGGAGGCCCCCUGACACCGAUUGUGUCUAUCCUGCUAAGAAAUUUGUGCAGGGAGUGAAAACACUUAUAACAUUGAUACAAUUCAAAACAGGACAACCUGUAUUAGAAAACAUUUCUCCUCUGUUUUAAAAGGAAUAUUGCUUCUGUGUGAAGUUUCCAGCAUGGAAAUCUUACAGCUCAAAUUGUACAUGGCUUAGUGGGAUGCCCAAGAUGGGUAUAUUUAGUAAAUGGCAGUCUGUGUAUAAUACAUAUUUUGCGUUAGUUAAAGAAAAAGUAGAUUAUCAGCAUACAAUAGUGUUUAGCAUGAGGUAAGAAAAACAUUGUAAAUUAUCGAGGUGAGUUUUACAGUCAUAAAUAAUGGCACAGUAAAUUCCUAAAAUAUGCAAUAAUACAUUUUCUAGAAAUAAAUCAGUGUGCAGUUUCC